Molecule: messenger RNA, 414 nt
Organism: Alternaria atra
Lineage: Eukaryota; Fungi; Ascomycota; Dothideomycetes; Pleosporales; Pleosporaceae
Exons: 1
Coding region: 1-414 (137 amino acids)
Source: RefSeq, a predicted model, not a curated record
AUGUUUAAACUCACUCUCCAAAUCGCGCGCACUUUUGCCAGACCUAUAUCGUUCCCCUCCAAACGCCAUUUCAGACAAAACUCCAACUCAGCGUCCGACCGUACCAUGUGCGUUAAUCGUACCGUUCACGAGCUGCAGGUCACACAGGGUACGACGACUAACGGUCACAUUGUCAACAAGAUAUGUAUACGCCUCGCCAACGAUAAAGCAACGACGCGUACAGAGCAACUCAUCUGGCUCGCAAAGCAUGCCCUAGAGACAUCAGCAGUACCCAAGCGCAACACCGACCGCAGUGAUGAAUUCGUAUCUCGCGAGCGACCAGAGAAGGACGAAGACAAGCAAAAAGCAGCUGCUUCUGAAGCGAAUGGUAAACAGUCUCAGGAGAGCGUUUCUGUGUGGCCGUCUAUGUGGUAG